AUGACCCCUUUGGGGAGAGGGAGGAGGAAGAAAGGGUGUGACCCAUCAGCCUCCUAUCUAGUGGAGGCUGAAGGAGCUGCAGCACCCCCAGAGGCAGUUACUUUCUCAUCGCCUCGCCAGCGCAGGAGGAGGAGGGCUCCUGAUGCUUCCCUUCGGCCGGUGGUCCAGGAGGACCCAACUUCGACGGUCUCAAGGCCAGUAGUCCAGAAGGACCCGACUUUGGCGCUCCCAAGCCCGGUGGUCCAGGAGGACCCGACUUCGAUGGUCCCAAGUCCGGUGAUCCAGGAGGACCCGACUUCAGUGGUCCCAAGCCUGGUGGUCCAGAAGGAUCCGACUGCAGUGGUCCCAGAGCUGUCCUCUCUCCCUGCAGUGCUCUCAGAGGUGGCCAAGAAGCUCGUAGCACCAACACGCUCACGUAGACGGGGGAGGAAAGCUUCCGGCCAACUACAGGGUCCGGAGAUGUUUCCGAAGCCUGCAGCCGACUCCCCGAAGCCCCUAGUAAAGCCUGCAGUUGAACCUCUGAAGCCUCCAGUGAAGUCUGCAGUCGAACCACCGAUGCUUCCAGUGAAACCUGCAGCUGAACCCUCGAAGCCUCCAGGGAGGCCUGCAGCCGCGCCCAAGCGCCUCGCCCUGCCGGCGCCGCCCAAGCGCCUCGCCCUGCCGGCGCCGCCCAAGCGCCUCGCCCUGCCGGCGCCACCCAAGCGCUUCUCCCUGCUGGCGCCGCCCAAGCUCCUGGCCCUGCCGGCACCGGUCAUGUUACAAUUCAAGCCCGAAUCUGUUCACGUUGUUCCUGCCAUACAAGAGACUGUUCACGUCAGUUCUGCCGAGCCAGAGACCGCUCCCACCAGGUCAGCCAUGCCAGUGUUUCCUAACAAGGUAGCCGCUGCCAAGCCGGGGUCUUUGGACAGUAUGGUCGCUACCGAACCAACGUCUCCAGACGAUAUGGCCACGUCUGUUUCUGAGCCGGUGUCUUUUCCUGAUCCGGGUUCUGUACCUGAACUGGUGUCUGCGCCUGAACUGCCUGGUCCACCCAGGCCACCUGAACUGCCUGCUCAGCACUGGUCACCUGAACAGCCUGGUCCACCCUGGCCACCUGAACUGCCUUGUCCGUCCUGGCCACCAGAAUUGCCUGAUCCGUCCUGGCCACCUGAACUGCCUGAUCCGUCCUGGCCACCUGAACUGCCUGGUCCGCCUUGGCCACCUGAACUGCCUGGUUCACCCUGGCUGCCUGAACUGCCUGCUCCGCCAUGGCCGCCUGAACUGCCUGCUCCGCCCUGGUUCUCAGUGAGGAAUCCAGACCCGCCUGAGUCUCCCUGGUCCGUCCCGCCGGCACCACCCUGGUCCUCAGCCAGGAAUGCAGACCCACCCGUCCCUCCCUGGCUCAACCCUCCCGUCCCUCCCCUCUCUGUGUAUGUGUUCUGA
This is a messenger RNA of Pimephales promelas (fathead minnow), 1422 nucleotides long. Lineage: Eukaryota; Metazoa; Chordata; Actinopteri; Cypriniformes; Leuciscidae. The record is from RefSeq and is a predicted model, not a curated record.